CAAAAUUAAACUUGUGUCUUGCGCCGAUCUCUGAAGCGAAUGCGGAAGUGCGGACGCUUGUGGCCUUGUGCGAAGAACGAAGACGAGGUCACGAGCCUGGACUUGCGAAUCCGUCAGCUGCGCCGCCGUCCACUACGGCUCUCCGUCACUCCGAAUCCGGUUCUGCCUGGCCGCCUGGGCUCUAUCUCCAGCUCCGCUGCUCCAGCGUUCAGAUUUUUCUUCCUGAUAAUUUGAAGAAUAAAUAUAAAAGAAGUUUAGUAGUGUCAAAGUACUGCUUUCUGCUUUCAACCGAUGAGGAUACUUAAAGCAAAUGCAGGUGCACUCACCAAUUUUGAGGUGCUUGAGUUUCUUAGAUCAAGAGGAGCCGGAAAGGGUGCUGCACGUGUCAUGCUUCCAAUUUUGGCAUCUGAAUUUAAGGUUUUUGAUUAUUUAGAACAGACUGCUGUGUGCAGUAAUCAAACUAGAGAAAUUAUUGGUCAAUUUGUAGAAAAAUGUAAAAGCUUCAAUAUAUCAAAAGCUGAAGUUUUGAACAUCAUCAAUAUCAGACCAUGUACUCUAUCUCAAAUUUACCCGAUAAUAGAGGAAUAUGAUGUUCGGUUUCCAAGAAGUGAGGAAACUGGUGAUGAGGAAGAGAGUGAAGAACCUUUGAUGGCACUGGUCGAGACAAUACUACAUGUUUUGCCUGCCCCUCCUUCUCCAAUGCAGGAGGCUGAUGGGGAAGUUGACGAAAAAGUUGAUGAACAGAUGGAAACAUCUGCUGAUGAAAAUAGGGUCGUUGAGACUAAUGAAUAGUAGCACACUUUACUGAGGAGAUUUGUAGGUGUUAUGUGACCAUUUUUUAGUUGAAUUGGUUAAGACAAUACAACCCUAUGUCACUGUGCUGACUGUUUACUGUAACAUUUUGCAGUUCAUCAAGGUGUUAUAUAUGCAAGUCUUAUACUCUACUAUAUUUGGCAUGACUGUAAGAUAGAGCCUUCGGUUGUAAAUCUUUUCAAGUAGAGUUUUUUAUGCUAAUAUUUGUGGUAAUGUUUAUCAUAAUAUGCCUUCAUAUAUUUUAUGGCCAAUUUUUAGUUCUGUCCAUUUUAAUUUCUGAACUUAAUCUUCUAUAUGAG
Molecule: messenger RNA, 1112 nt
Organism: Cuscuta epithymum
Lineage: Eukaryota; Viridiplantae; Streptophyta; Magnoliopsida; Solanales; Convolvulaceae
Source: the annotation of a GenBank genome assembly